AUGAAGCACAAAACAUGGGAAGAAAUACAAAGACAAGAAGCUGGUCAAGAAACUGUUGAGAAGUCUUCCGCCAAAAUUCGAACGAAGAAAACAGCCAUGGGAACUGCUCUCGACACCGACAACAUGGACUUGGAUGAGAUUGUUGAUGACCGCAAAGACAUUCAAGAGCUCAAGAACGAAAUGAGUUUGAUGGCGAAAAACUUCAGCAAAGCUUUGAAAAGAGUAGAAAGAGGAAGAAAGAAACCAUUCUCAAAGCAAUCAAGUGGUGAGAGAGACAACGACAGAACAUGGAAAAAGAGUGAUCAACAAUGUCAUGAAUGUCGUGGCUACGGACAUUUCAAAUCCGAGUGUCCCACUGCCAAGAGAAAGGAGAUCAAAUGCUUUGAAUGCAAAGGUUUUGGUCACACUAAAGCUGAGUGCAGCGGUUCUGAUAGGAAAGGGAAUGAGUGA
Messenger RNA from Microthlaspi erraticum, 450 nucleotides. Lineage: Eukaryota; Viridiplantae; Streptophyta; Magnoliopsida; Brassicales; Brassicaceae. The record is from the annotation of a GenBank genome assembly.